Molecule: messenger RNA, 1761 nt
Organism: Ixodes scapularis (black-legged tick)
Lineage: Eukaryota; Metazoa; Arthropoda; Arachnida; Ixodida; Ixodidae
Product: protein transport protein SEC31-like
Exons: 4
Coding region: 1-1512 (503 amino acids)
Source: RefSeq, a predicted model, not a curated record
AUGGCAGCAACUAUUGACAUCCUGCACAUGGGUGACGUUCUCUCGGAAGGUUACUCGCUCAUGGACGUGGCCUACAUCUACGCCUGGAAGAGGGAGUCUCCCCUACGCCUCGCAUUCCGGGUGUACUCUCAACCUACAAAGCGGCCGGCCCUGGCAGACACGGUCGAAGGUCGGGUGGACGUCGACGGAGCACACAGCGGCGGGAACUCGGUCGGGCAGCCGCAGCAGUGCCCCCCGAAACAGGCGACGGUGCCCUGUCGACCGGUGCCCGAGUCUUCGGCGGUAGCCAGCGUGGCGGAAGGUAUCGCCCAGAACGGGGGGAGUCCGGAGACGGACGCGGAACCUCCCGCACUGGUGCCGAGGGACGUCUUAUCAGCGGAGGAGGCUGCCAACGCUGCCGUUCCGACCGCCGUUCCCGCUGCGGAGACGCGCCAACCGGACUCACUGGACGGCAGAACGGCGACCGAGAGGUCGGCUGCCCCCGGGAGUGCCCAGGCGGCGGAUGUGGUCCGGUCGUCUUCCCCGUUGCAGCAACAGCGGCGGAAAGCGGCCGAGUCCCCCGCCGUGAGUCCCCCCGCCCUGUCCAAGAUCACCAUCAGCACCCUGGACAGGAGCAGCAACAAGAUCACCAUCCAGACGAAGGAGGUGCCCCCGGCGGUGGUGCAGGCCAUGUCCCCGCCCCGCUCCCCGCUGUCCAGGAAGUCCAGGCGCAAGGAGCAGCGGGACGCCGAGCGGCCACUGCAGCACGCCAGGCACCAGGGACGACCCCAGGACAGCCAGGGCGAUCAGAGGCCCCGGCGUCCCCAGAGCCGCUCCUUGGAGCUACCAGACGGGCCGACGCCGGCCAAGAACGCGAGGCUAAACGGCGCCGACGUCGCCGAGGACGAACCUGCGGAUGGCCGCCGCGCGUCCCGCCCCGCUUCGCCCGGCAGGCUGAUCCCCGAGAGUGCGUCGCUCCCGGAGCCGGCCAAAAAGAGCCAGAGUCCCGCCAGGAAGUGCUCGAGGCCCGGCAGCCCCGGGCUGCCCGCAUCUCCGCCCCGGGCACAUCCGCAGACCUCGAGGACUCCCCCCGCCGUCCCGCUUGCCCCGAGCGCCAAGAAGGGCGACGAAGACACCCGGCCCCUUGACCUCUCGGUGUCCCACAGGGGCCUGCCGGCGCCGGCGCCCGUGCGCAGGCCUGUCGGGCGGCCGCCACUCGCACUCCCUCCGAUGUGCACAUCGGGGACCGCCAAGGGACCCGCCUCACCCUCCCCACACCGUAGGGCGGCGGCGUCGUCCCCCGCGGUGUCGCUGUACCAGAAGCCGGCCGUGGCGGUCAGCCAAGCCGCCACGUCCUCGCCCCUGUCGCAGCAGCACCACCACCACCACAACCACCACCGGAGCAGCAGCAGGGGCUUCCUCAAGGGCGCCAACCUGACGUGCAUCAACCCGGACCCGGACGCCUUUCACCCGCGCAUCGUCAUCAAGAACCUGCCUCCGCGCACUUCCGGUGCCAGCUUCCACAGGAUGUGAGGCCGCGUCUCCGUGCCGCCCUCUCCCUCGAAGAGCGUCCUCGCCUCUAGUCCUCUGCCAGGUGUUUCUCCUACUUCUACUGCGCGCGAAGGCGCAGCUGUCGUGAUCCGCGCGAGACGGCACCGUGUGUGCGUGCGAGUGAAAUGUGAGUGGAUGGAAGCCGUCGUGGCGUCGUCAGCGGGAAGACAUCUGGUUAAACACCCUUUACCGCUCGGAUACGUCGACGUGCGUCGGGCGAACGGGCACUGU